UUGGACAAACACGCGGAAGUGACGGACUCACUUCUUGCUAACAACAGUUAGCAGCCAGUGCUUCUCCGGUGAACUCUCCGGUGAACUCUCCGGUGGACUCUCCGGUGAAGGCUCCACAGCCAUGGCUCUCCCGGCUCAGCUCAAACCCAUCCAGCACUACCUCCGCACCGCACAGGAGCACGAGGACCGGGACCCGGUGGUGGCUUAUUACUGUCGUCUCUAUGCUAUGCAGACGGGCAUGAAGCUGGACAGUAAAACACCAGAGUGCCGAAAGUUCCUGAUCAAACUCAUGGACCAGCUGGAGUCGAUGAAGAAGGAGAUGAGUGACCAUGACUCCAUCAGUCAAGAGGUCGUUGGUAACGCCCACAUCGAAAACUACGCCUUAAAAAUGUUCCUCUAUGCUGACAACGAGGACCGGGGGGGGCGAUUCCACAAGAACAUGAUCAAGUCGUUCUACACGUCCAGUCUGCUGCUGGACGUCCUGUCUGUGUUCGGGGAGUUGUCAGAGGAGGUAAGAGGAGGUGGCAUCAGUGCAGUACUCUCUCUCAUCUAACUUGUUGCUCUGAAU
Molecule: messenger RNA, 568 nt
Organism: Paralichthys olivaceus (Japanese flounder)
Lineage: Eukaryota; Metazoa; Chordata; Actinopteri; Pleuronectiformes; Paralichthyidae
Source: RefSeq, a predicted model, not a curated record